This is a messenger RNA of Angiostrongylus costaricensis, 1248 nucleotides long. The record is from the annotation of a GenBank genome assembly. Lineage: Eukaryota; Metazoa; Nematoda; Chromadorea; Rhabditida; Metastrongylidae.
AUGUCCGACGAGGAGGAGCAAUAUUCCGGUGAGGAGGAAGAGGAAGAGCAACCCGAAGCCGAGGAAGAGGCGGCCGAGGAAGAGAGCAAAGAUAAUUUAAGGCCAAAGGCACGUCCUCCACCUCAACAACAGGAAGAGAAACCGCCUGCUGAGAUGACUGAGGCUGAAGCUGCAAUGAUGGCAAGUUACUUUAUUUCAGAUCUUGAAGAAGAGGCGGCGAAACUUCUUGACUACGAACAACGACGAAUGCUGGAAAAAGAGCGCAUCGAGAAUGAACUCCGUGAAUUGAAAGAAAAACAGGAACGUAGACGUGCAGAAAGAGAGGCUGAGGAGAAGGAGUUCGCCGAGAGACGUCGGCAGGAUGAGGAACGGCGUCGAAAAGAAGAAGAGGAACGGAAAAGCAGGGCUGAUGCUGAGAAGGCUCGUAAAAAUGAGGAGAAGUCGCGUCGUCAACAGAUGAUGGCUGGCUCAUUUGCAGCUCAUGCAUCUGGAAGUGAAGGACGCAACUUUAAGAUCAAUUCAAAAGGAGAACAAGCAGCUCAGUUUGGAAAUUUGGCACAAGGAGUGAAGCAAGACGGCCAAACAAAAGAACAGCAAGAAGAGGCGAAGGCAGCAUUCCUUGCUGCAGUGUGCCGUCCUGUUGACAUAUCCGGACUUCUUCCAAACGAUUUAAAGGAGAGAAUCAAGCAGCUUCACUCACGCAUUUGCAAGUUAGAAGCUGAAAAGUACGAUCUCGAGAAACGUCACGAGCGGCAGGAAUAUGAUAUGAAAGAGUUGAACGAACGUCAACGUCAGGUAGCAAGAAACAAGGCGCUUAAAAAGGGACUCGAUCCUGAAGAGGCAGCCUCGUCGUUGCAUCCUCCAAAAAUCACCACCGCGUCUAAGUUUGAUCGUCAGAUCGAUAGAAGAUCAUACGGUGAUCGUAGAGAGCUGUUUGAGCACCCGGUUAUGAAGAAGCCUCCAAGCAUUGCUAGAGGAACCGCAAGACCUCCACCUGAAUGGGGAAGAAAAGAAAACGAGGAACUCGAGCAGCUGAGAAAGAAUCUAGAGCCACCAAAGUACGUUGAACAAGUGAAGGCCGAAGGUGAUGCUGCUCGUCCUCCUGUUCAGGCUAUUCCACUUCAGUUGCCUGAUAAGGAUUUCGAAGAUGAAGACGUUGCACCACCACCAGCACUUGAGGAGGUAACAGCUGAGGACGAUGCUGCUGUUAGCGAAGAAGUACUGCAGGCGAAAGUGAAGGCGAAAUAA